Serendipita indica DSM 11827 is the source of this 684-nucleotide messenger RNA. NCBI's taxonomy places the organism in Eukaryota, Fungi, Basidiomycota, Agaricomycetes, Sebacinales, Serendipitaceae. The record is from the annotation of a GenBank genome assembly.
AUGGUUCGCGAGAUUCGUGGAAUGGGGAUGGAGGUGUGCACCACUCUCGGAAUGCUCACUCCCGACGAGGCGAAGCAACUCAAAGAGGCAGGACUCACUGCAUAUAACCACAAUCUCGAUACUAGUCGAGAAUACUAUCCAGAGGUGAUUACGACGCGGUCUUAUGAUGACCGACUCAAUACCAUCGAAGCCGUACGCUCAGCCGGUAUCAGUGUCUGUAGCGGUGGAAUCCUUGGUCUUGGCGAGACAGACGACGACCGAGUCGGGUUGAUCUGGGAGGUCUCAAACUUUGAAGAACAUCCAGAGUCUUUCCCUGUCAAUGCACUUGUUCCGAUCCCUGGCACUCCUAUGGAGAAUAAUCCUCCCGUGGCAGUACAUACCCUUCUUCGAACUAUUGCAACCGCCCGACUGGUUUUACCAGAGACAAUCAUCCGAUUGUCUGCAGGUCGACAGACCCUGAACGAGACUGAACAAGCAAUGUGCUUCAUGGCGGGAGCGAACGCCAUCUUUACUGGCGACGCUAUGCUGACGACCCCUUGCUCUCCCUGGGACGAAGACAAGGCAAUGAUGGACCGUUGGGGUCUGAGUGGUAUGCGUAGCUUCGAACAAGCUGGUGUGAAGCGAAAAGAGGGGGAUCGUCUACAGGAGCGCGACCAGAGUGCCGAGGCUCAGCCUUCAUUGUAA